This is a messenger RNA of Saccostrea cuccullata (small rock oyster), 1839 nucleotides long. Its product is annotated as dysferlin-like. The annotation marks the transcript as partial. Lineage: Eukaryota; Metazoa; Mollusca; Bivalvia; Ostreida; Ostreidae. Gene Ontology annotation, cellular component: membrane. Gene Ontology annotation, biological process: membrane fusion; plasma membrane organization. The record is from RefSeq and is a predicted model, not a curated record. The transcript is spliced from 13 exons.
CUUGGAUGAUUCAUUCAUGCUUUUGAUGUAAUUUUAGGCUUUCUACCCACCUUUGGCCCCAGCUUUGUGAAUUUUUAUGGAUCCCCCCAUGAAUAUUCUGAUUUACCUGAUGAAUAUGAUGAUCUUAAUCUGGGAAAGGGAGAAGGUGUGGCUUACAGAGGGAGAGCGUUAGUUGAGAUUCAGACUCUCCUGGGAGAGCUACCUGAGAUACCCGUGGAAGAUAUUAACAAUGAUGACCUCCUUAGGGUCCAGAAAUUCAUGCGGCGUAGGAGCUAUAAACUCCAUGCUGCCUUCCUCAAUGCUACCAUGGUCAGUGCUAUUGAUGCUCCUGUGGAGUUUGAAAUCAGCAUUGGUAACUAUGGAAACAAAGUGGAUGAAAACACAGCUCAGUGUGCUUCCACAACUCAGCCGACAAACGCGGUGUUUGACGGCUGUCAUUACUACUUCCUGCCUUGGGCUGGGACCAAACCGUGUAUUGUCGUGGAAUCAUCCUGGGAGGAUAUCAGCUUCAGGCUGGAGGGGCUCAACCUAAUGCUCAGAAUUAUAGACACUCUGGAGGCAAACAUAGAGCAGGUGAAGAUUGGGAUCAAAGCCAAGCUCCCCACGCCAGAGUUGGCACAUCUUCUGAUCUCGCUGCUCGACCAACUGGAACAGGACUGCAAGAAACCUCUACCUGAGCCGAAGCCCGGUAAACAUAUCAGUAAUGAGUUGGACAGGCUCACCCGAGAAUACCGACAGUUUGAGCUAGAGAACAUAGGAAACAGUGUGGACAAGCUGAAACAGUCCGCUACAGAUGUCCACGAAGCCGUAGCAGAGGUGGAGAACUUCCUACAAAUACUCCGAAACAUGGCCAGAGAGCCUCAGAACAGUAUGCCGGAUGUGGUUGUGUGGAUGAUCAGUGGAAACAAGAGAUUAGCUUACUACAGAAUCCCUGCUCACGAAGUCUUGUGGUCAGCUAAUCCCGAGUAUAUCGGCAAACAGUGUGGACGACUGCAGACCAUCCAGCUCAAAUAUCCCGGCGUGAAGGCAGAGAAGGAGAAGAUAAGUGAGGUUCCGGCGAUGGUGCAUGUGAAGAUCUGGCUGGGUCUUGCUAACGAGGACGACGCCUGGCAUCACAUGCAGACAGAAGGGAAACAGGCCGUCUUUGCUGAAACUUAUGAGAAUGAGUGUAACUCGCCAGAGGUGGGAUGGACAAAGAAAGGACCUCUUGGACGACCAAACUGGUCAGACAGUCAGGGAAAGUGUAAGCUCCCCCGAGAGAUGUUCUGUCCUCCCCAGGGGUGGAAGUGGGAGGGGGAUUGGUAUGUCAGUCCUGAGCUCAGUAUGCUGUUUGACAAGGACGCGGGUCACAAGACUUACAUGGAGGAAUGUUACGAGAUGCAGUCUCGGCUACCAGCUACAAGUUGGGAACCAGCUGCCAUGCCGUGGACUGAUGUGAAAGGUGAUGAGAUGCCCCCUAAGGACUCGGUGUUAUUAACCCCGGGGUGGGUCUGGGAGGAUGUGUGGCAGAUUGACCUGUCCCGCGCGGUGGACGAAGACGGAUGGGAGUACCGUGUAGAGGCCACCAAGGGGGGAUACGGUCCAGUGGAGAAGCAAUACCAUCUCUGUCGCCGGCGGCGGUGGGUGAGGACCAGAAAACUGGUGGAGGAGGCCAAACAAAAGAAACACAAGGAGAAGAAGAUGGAGGAAGCCGCAGAAGGCUGGGAGUACGCUCCCUUGUUUAAUUCUAAGUUCCACCACACUGAACACACCAUGGACAUGGUUCGGCGACGACUCUGGCAUAGGAAGAUGGUCUGCGAGAAGAAGGGGGCCAGCUGCUUAUUUGCUAUGAAUUUUGAG